Molecule: messenger RNA, 1453 nt
Organism: Papaver somniferum (opium poppy)
Lineage: Eukaryota; Viridiplantae; Streptophyta; Magnoliopsida; Ranunculales; Papaveraceae
Product: beta-amyrin 28-monooxygenase-like
Exons: 3
Coding region: 349-1383 (344 amino acids)
Biological process (GO): sterol metabolic process
Molecular function (GO): heme binding; iron ion binding; monooxygenase activity
Source: RefSeq, a predicted model, not a curated record
UUUCAUGAUAGAGUUCGAAAAUACUCUUCUAAAGUCUUCAAAUCUUCAUUACUUGGUGUGCCUAUAACUGUUCUCAGUGGUGCCGCUGGUAACAAAUUCAUGUUCUCUAAUGAAUACAAACUCGUCAAGGUUUGGUGGCCACCAUCCAUUCGCAAGAUCAUACCAACUUCAGAAGAUGCAUUCUUACCCUCGGCACCGAGACAAUCUAAGAACCUCCGCAAUAAAGUGUAUCCUUUAAUCCUUAAACCUGCCAUACUCCGGAAGUAUGUAGGCGUGAUGGAUUCUAUGGCGAUUAAACAUUUCGAUACUCAUUGGGAUAACAAGGAGGAGGUUAAUGUAUAACCUUUAAUGAAGAUGCACAAUUUCUCAUUGGCUUGCUGGUUGUUCUUGAGCAUUGAUGAUCAAGCUCGUGUUGAUGAGUUACUAAAGCCUUUUAAUCUCGUAAUGGGUGGAAUCCUAAGUAUACCUAUUGAUUUACCGGGAACACCAUUAAAUCGUGCUAUAAAAGCUUCCAAGGUUAUCCGGAAGGAAUUCACAAGAAUAAUUGAGCAGAGGAUGGAACAAAUGCAGCUGUUCAAGGAGAACAAGGAGAAGAUGGAAAAUAAUUCAACCUCCUCGACUCCAAUACUACAACCACCUAUAAAAGACAUGCUGUCACAAAUGAUUCUAUCCAGUGAUGAGAUUAACUAUCAUGAAGGUGACCACGGCACCUGUGCUGACACUAAUAAUAAUAGCGAUACUAAGAAAACCAAGAAAUUCAUGAAUGCAACAUACAUCGCGGAUAUGAUUCUUUCUAUGAUUGUCGCUAGCUAUCACACCCCAAGUGCUGUUGUUACAGUCCUGAUGAAGUAUCUUGUCGAGCUACCGGAUGUCCUCGACAAGGUCUUAAGUGAGCAGAAUAAGAUCGCGAAUUCCAAAGCACCAGGAGAGCUGCUGAAUCUGGGUGACAUACAUAAAAUGAAAUACUCAUGGAACGUGCUAUGUGAAGUAUUAAGACUUGCACCACCGCUCCAGGGUGCUUUCACUCAAGCAUUGACCGACUUUACUUACGCAGGCUAUUUCAUUCCCAAGGGAUGGAAGUUAUAUUGGAGCGCAACUUCGACGCACAAGAAUCCAGAAUAUUUUCCAGAUCCAGAUAAGUUUGAUCCUUCAAGAUUCCAAGGGAAAGGACCUGCUCCAUACACGUUUGUGGCAUUCGGAGGAGGACCUGGAAUGUGUCCUGGAAGAGAGUAUUCUAGAAUACAAAUGCUUAUUUUCAUGCACCACGUCGUGCGAAGGUACAGAUGGGAAAAAUUGCUUCCUGGUGAUGAAAAAAUAAAAGUCAACCCCUUUCCGUUGCCAGCUAAAGGGCUUCCGAUCCGUCUUCAACCCCGGACGACCUAAUUAUUGCUCUGAUAUGAUUUAUCAAAAUAAUUUGCUUUAUGUAUUGUGGCCAUUUACGAUUUUGAUAUUU